GAGAAACAGUUUCUGUAGUUUUCUGGACGGAUACGUGGAAACCAGAAAGCUUUUUUGACAAGAUUCAGAAGAACAAGCAGAAUGGAAUGCACACGCUGUGCUUACUUGACAUAAAAGUAAAGGAGCAAUCUCUGGAAAACCUGAUGAAAGGAAAGAAGAUUUAUGAAUCACCACGGUACAUGAGUGUGAACCAAGCUGCAGAACAGCUUCUUGCCAUUGUUCAAAAUAGGAGGCUUCAAGGAGAAGAACCAGAAGUUACGGAGAACACACUCUGUGUUGGCCUAGCAAGGGUGGGUGCCGUGGAUCAGAAAAUUGCUUCGGGCACCUUACAACAGAUGUCCACAGUAGAACUAGGUGGCCCACUCCAUUCCAUGAUCAUAGCAGGCAAUAUGCAUCCUCUGGAAAUAGAUAUGCUUAAGCUCUGUGCUGUGGAUGAAUCUAGCUUUGAAGACAAUGAAUGUCAAAGGAACACUUGAAUAAAGAGCCUUUACCUGGCCCCUGCUUUGUGGCAAUUUUUAAAAUUUAGUUUUUCCAUCCUUACUUUAAGCAUACAAACAGCAUAAGUGGACUUAUACUCUGCUACCUACAACACUAUGGGAGCAUAAACAUUCCCUCUAACAUGAGUUCACAUACUCUGCAGAUGAAGACAUGGAACUGCAAGGAAAGUGUCCUGCUGGUUUCAGGAUCGCUUUUCAGGAAGGUUUCACAGGUUUGAACUCAUCAUGGUGAGAAGCUUCCCCUUCCUAGGGGCAUCAUGAAUGCCAGAAGACCUACCCCUGGAGGGGAGGAAUGGCCUCUGAUUGGGCAGUGCAGAGGGA
Terrapene triunguis (Three-toed box turtle) is the source of this 818-nucleotide messenger RNA. RefSeq names its product diphthine methyl ester synthase. The transcript is spliced from 4 exons. The record is from RefSeq and is a predicted model, not a curated record. Gene Ontology annotation, biological process: protein histidyl modification to diphthamide. Bases 87 to 476 code for a protein of 129 amino acids. NCBI's taxonomy places the organism in Eukaryota, Metazoa, Chordata, Testudines, Emydidae. Gene Ontology annotation, molecular function: diphthine synthase activity.